Molecule: messenger RNA, 1527 nt
Organism: Debaryomyces fabryi
Lineage: Eukaryota; Fungi; Ascomycota; Pichiomycetes; Serinales; Debaryomycetaceae
Exons: 1
Coding region: 1-1527 (508 amino acids)
Biological process (GO): acyl-CoA metabolic process
Cellular component (GO): mitochondrion
Molecular function (GO): fatty acyl-CoA hydrolase activity
Source: RefSeq, a predicted model, not a curated record
AUGCUCAGAACAUUACUAAGACAGUCUCACGGUAGCAGGGCCACUCCGUGUGUGAUGAUGACCCGUCCGAUGGCAUACAGAUAUAAGGCCACUAAUUUCCACAGACCAGACUCAGCAGGAUCGAACGAUGCAGCUGAAGCGGCCGAUGCAGCAGCUACGGUUUUGGCGGACCAGAACGAUAUCCAGAAGCUUCCUAAUAAAGCUACUUGGAUAGAUGCAUUGCAAGAAAGAGAAAAGCAAACGAAGGCAGGUAAGACGUUGGACAGUUAUUCGUAUAUGAACCCUAAGACCACGGAAGUGGGUGAAAAAACCCGAAGUGAGUCUUUUUCGUAUUUGACGCUUCCAUUUAAGGACGAUAAGUGGUUGUGUGAUUCGUAUAUCAAUGCUUCGGGAAGAUUGAGAGCGGGUCAGUUGUUCCAGGACUUGGAUGCUUUGGCAGGGAGAAUCGCCUAUAGACACUGUUCACCGGCCGAGCCUGUGAAUGUGACGGCAUCGGUGGAUCGUAUUUAUAUGGUGAAGAAAGUAGAUGAGAUCCAGAACUAUAAUUUCGUGCUUGCUGGUGCUGUGACGUGGACGGGUAGAUCGUCGAUGGAGAUUUCAGUCAAGGGAUACGCUUUUGAGGGCCAAGUUCCUGAAUCGAUCACCGAAGAAUCGUUACCAAUCGAAAAUGUGUUUUUGAGUGCUAAUUUCACUUUUGUUGCUAGAAACCCAAUUACCCACAAGUCUUUCGCUAUUAAUAGAUUGCUCCCAGUAGUUGAAAAAGAAUGGCUUGAUUACCGCAGAGCAGAAUCACGUAAUGCCAAAAAGAAGUUGGCAGCUAAGAAUCUGAAGAUUAUUGAACCAACAGAAGAAGAAUGUAAAUUGAUUCAUGAAAUAUGGAAGUCUUCAAAGUCCAUGGAAGCUAAGGCUCAACCACCUAAAAACUUUUCGUUCAUGAAAGAUACCAAUGUAUCAUCUACUUUAUACAUGCAACCACAAUAUAGAAACAGACAUUCUUAUAUGAUCUUUGGUGGUUACUUGUUAAGACAAUCUUUUGAAUUAGCUUAUUGUGCAUCUGCUGCUUUUGCUAAGGCUGCUCCAAGAUUUGUAUCGUUAGAUUCUACUACUUUCAAACAACCGGUUCCAGUUGGCUCUGUUUUAUCUAUGACGGCCACCGUUUCUUACACCGAACACAUUCAUGAAAAGGGUAAUUCUUACAAUGACACUCCAUUCGGAUUCUCCUUACCUGCAACCAAUAAAUUAUCAUCUAACCCGGACGCAUUCUUAUCAGAAUGCGGUACAUUGAUACAAGUCAGAGUUGACACUACCAUCAAGCAUUUGGAAAGUGCUGAAGCUAAAGAAUCAGGAACAUUUAUCUACUCUUUCUUCCUUCCAAAGAAUUCCAAGGAUGAGGAAGUUGAUUACUGUUCUAUUAUGCCUCAAACGUAUUCCGAAAUGAUGGAAUACGUAGAAGGUAGAAGAAGAGCUCAAGAUACAGCUAAUUUUGUUGACACUUUACCAGAUACAAGUGCAAAGCCUAAACUUUAA